Messenger RNA from Microtus ochrogaster (prairie vole), 6361 nucleotides. RefSeq names its product RE1 silencing transcription factor (gene Rest). Gene Ontology annotation, cellular component: nucleus; transcription repressor complex. Lineage: Eukaryota; Metazoa; Chordata; Mammalia; Rodentia; Cricetidae. Gene Ontology annotation, biological process: positive regulation of transcription by RNA polymerase II; negative regulation of DNA-templated transcription; negative regulation of neuron differentiation. The record is from RefSeq and is a predicted model, not a curated record. Gene Ontology annotation, molecular function: transcription cis-regulatory region binding; DNA-binding transcription repressor activity, RNA polymerase II-specific.
CUGUGCUGGAAUGUGCGGCUCCCGCGAGCUCGCGGCGCAACAGCAGACCGGGCGCCGCCGAGGCCGCGGGCCCCAGACCGGGGCAGCGGGGAGCUCUGCGACUGCAGGGCAAGGGCCGGAGGUCUGAUCCCGCUCCGCGAUCGCCCCGCAGGUCUCGCGGGCCUCGGCGCUCAACUUUUCCCCGCUCUCUCUCCCCUCCCCCGAAAGUCCAGCAACAAAGAAAAGGAGUUGGGAGCGACGGUAGCGGAGGCGGCGGUCCGUGGACGCGCAGGCGAGCGGUGUGCAGUUAUGGCCACCCAGGUGAUGGGGCAGUCUUCUGGAGGAGGAAGUCUGUUCAGCAGCAGCGGCAACAUGGGCAUGGCCUUACCUAGCGAUAUGUAUGACUUGCAUGACCUCUCCAAAGCUGAACUGGCCGCACCCCAGCUCAUCAUGUUAGCCAAUGUGGCCUUGACUGGGGAAGUCACUGGCGGCUGCUGUGAUUACCUGGUGGGUGAAGAAAGACAGAUGGCAGAAUUGAUGCCUGUGGGGGACAACCACUUCUCAGAUAGCGAAGGGGAAGGACUUGAAGAAGCGGCCGAACUCAAAGGUGACCCCAGUGGUCUGGUAAACGUGGGACUGAGAAGUUUGGAGCUCAGUGCAGUGGAGCCACAGCCGGUGUUUGAAGCAUCAGCCGCCCCAGAAAUGUACAACUCAAGCAAAGACCUCCCUCCUGAAACGCUUGGGACGGAGGACAGAGGGAAGAACACGAAGGCCAAACCCUUUCGCUGCAAGCCCUGCCAGUAUGAAGCUGACUCCGAAGAGCAGUUUGUACAUCACAUCCGGGUUCACAGUGCGAAAAAGUUCUUUGUGGAAGAAAGUGCCGAGAAACAGGCCAAAGCCAGGGAAUCUGGCUGUUCCACGGCCGAGGAGGGGGAUUUCUCCAAGGGCCCCAUCCGCUGUGACCGCUGUGGCUACAAUACCAACCGGUAUGAUCACUACACGGCUCACCUAAAACACCAUACCAGAGCUGGGGAUAAUGAGCGUGUCUACAAGUGUAUCAUUUGCACGUACACAACAGUAAGCGAGUAUCACUGGAGGAAACACUUGAGAAACCAUUUUCCAAGAAAAGUCUACACGUGUAACAAAUGCAACUAUUUUUCAGACAGAAAAAAUAAUUAUGUACAACAUGUUCGGACUCACACAGGAGAACGCCCUUAUAAAUGUGAACUUUGUCCUUACUCGAGUUCUCAGAAGACACACCUAACUCGACACAUGCGUACUCAUUCAGGUGAGAAGCCAUUUAAAUGUGAUCAGUGCAGUUAUGUGGCUUCAAAUCAGCACGAAGUGACCCGACAUGCAAGACAGGUUCACAACGGGCCAAAACCUCUUAACUGUCCUCACUGUGACUAUAAAACGGCAGACAGAAGCAACUUCAAAAAGCAUGUGGAGCUGCAUGUCAACCCACGGCAGUUCAACUGCCCCGUGUGUGACUAUGCGGCUUCCAAGAAGUGUAAUCUACAGUAUCAUUUCAAAUCUAAGCAUCCUACCUGUCCUAGUAAAACCAUGGAUGUCUCAAGAGUGAAACUGAAGAAAACCAAAAAGAAGGAGGCUGACUUGCAUACUAACAACAUCACCAAUGAAAAAACAGAGAUAGAGCAAACAAAAACAAAGGGGGAUAUGUCUGGAAAGAAAAACGAGAAACCUGUAAAAGUAGAGAAAAAAGAGAAGAAGUCUUGUGGCAGUGCUGCAGUGGUCCAGGUAACUACCAGAACUCGGAAAUCCGCCACAGAGACGAGAGCAGCGGAGAUGAAACACGUAGAUGUACAUACAGGAAAUAGUUCAGACAAACUCAGUAAAGCCAAGAAAAACAAAAGAAAGAUGGAUGCUGAAGCCCAUUCCCCAGGUGAUCCUGUGAAUGAGGAACCAGUGCUGAAAAAGAAACAGAAGACAGAGAGCAAAUCCAAAAACAGAUCCGAAGUGCCAAAGGGGGACAGCAAAGUGGAGGAGGGAAAGGGGGACAAUAAAAAGCAUAAUGUUCCCAUUAAGAAAGGUACAAAGAAGAAAACUGUAAAAAGUAAACCGAGUAAGAAAGGCAGCAGACCUGUUCAGGAGACUCAGAAGGAGACCGCUCAGACAGAGCCUCCCUCCGUAGAGCUGACUCACGGGGAGGUCUCUCCAGUUCCUGCUCAGGUUGCGGUCACUGUGACAGGGUCUACUCAGACAGGGCUUCCUUCUCCCGUGGAUAUCGCUCACACAGGGCCUGUUCAGAUGGAGGUUUCCCAGACAGGGGUUCCUCAGGUGGAGCUGCCCCCUUCCGUGGCACCUACUCAGGUAGAGCUGCCAUCUCCCAUGGAGACUGCUCAGAGUGAGCUGCCCCCUCCAAUGGAACCUGCUCAGAGUGAGCUGCCAUCUCCCGUGGAGUCUGCUCAGUGUGAGCUGCCAUCCCCUAUGGAGCCUGCUCAGAUGGAGCCUGCUCAGAGUGAGCUGCCAUCUCCCAUGGAGCAGUCAUCUCUGCUGGAGCCACCUCAGGUGGGACAUUGUCAGAAAGAGUUGCCUUCUCUUUUGAACUAUGCUCAAAUGGAGGUUGUGCAGACAAGGCCUACUCACAUGGGAUCUGUUCAGGAGGAGCUUCCUGCUGUCAUGGAACCACCUCUUCAAGUCAAGCCCAUUACUAAAAGGUCAUCUCCCCGAAAAGAUAAGACGAAGGAGAAGUUGAGCAUACGGCGUGAGAUGCUGCGGCAGGAACAAGUCCUUAUUGAAGUUGGCUUAGUGCCUGUUAGAGAGAGCCAGCUUCUAAACGAGAGCAAGAGUGCACAGGGUCGCCCAGGCCUGUCCUCACCACUGCCAAAGGGAAACUCAAGAAGAGAAGAGGCACCCAAGGACCACAACAUCUCUGAGGGGGAAGGAAUAGCCCCUCUCAAAGUAGGGACUGAGGAAGCCUGCGAGAGCCAAACUGAACUUGUUGCUCCAAAGGACUCUACCAGUGUCUUAUCCUCUGAGCAAAAUUCAAAAGUGCCAGAUGGUGAAACACUACAUGUUAAAUGUCAGACAGAUUCAGCUGGGGCUUGUGAAAUUGAAGUGGGCACCGAGCAGAACACAGCAGACAAUGUCUCUGUGAAGGACUCAGCAGUCGAGCCAGGGUCACCAGUGCCUCGUCUCCCAUCAGCAGAACGUGAAGUGGCAUCAGCAGCUGUAGUGGCCUCACCUCCUAUCACUUUGGCUGAAAACGAGUCUCAGGAAAUUGAUGAAGAUGAAGGCAUCCAUAGCCACGAUGGUAGCGACCUGAGUGAUAACAUGUCAGAAGGCAGUGACGAUUCCGGGCUGCAUGGAGCUCGGCCAGGGCCACAAGAAGCUGCUUCAAAAAACGGAGAGGAAGGGUUGGCAGUUAAAGGAACUGAGGGAGAUUUUGUUUGUAUUUUCUGUGAUCGUUCUUUUAGAAAGGAAAAAGAUUACAGCAAACACCUCAAUCGCCAUUUGGUUAAUGUGUACUUCCUUAAGAAGGCAGCUGAGGGGCAGGAGUAGACCGGAAGUGCAGUUCCUGGUGUAAACACGUCUCUGCUUCUAGUUUAAGGCAGGAGGCAAACGCAAGCUUGCUUUAAGUAGUGCCCAGUGCUGAUUUUGAAGCGACAUUCUUUUUCUUAGGACUGUGUCUUAUCUAUUGACUGUUGCAUAAAUCUUAGCAAAGCCUAGGAAGUUAAUGUAAGGAAACAGACACUUAAAUCUGUUAGCGUGUGCAGUCAAGUGGAAAGAGGAAGGCAAGAUGGUAGAACAUGCUUUCUUGCCUUGUUCACCUGCAGCCUGUCAGUUUUUAUGUCUUUUUCACUUUAGUUUCUAUUUUUAGUUCCUUGUUCAGAUUGAUAAAAAUUGGCGUAGCAAAUUACUUGAAGAAUUUGCCUGCUUUAUAUAAAUAAAGUUAGCACUUUAAAGUUUCUUUAGAUCACAAAAGACAUUUAAAUUGAAGAAAAAUUCUUUGAACAGUGGACAUUGUAUCUGUCCAGGUAACUGCUUCCUGACUUAACGGUCAAUAUGUUGUGUUUGUAUGUUAAUCAUUCUAAAAAGUGAUUUUGGUGUUUUUUAUUUUGGUGCUUUACUGGCUUAAUAUGUUGCACAUGGUUUUUGUUUUUUAACCUAUGCAGUUAAUUCCUCCCCCCUAGACAUAGCAUUGUGUUUGAUAGUAACACUUUAUCCAUAUAUGCAUGGUUUUUCUUUUGGGGGUGUGCUUUUAGGCUUGUUUGCAAAGGGCCGUUUUCCUUUUCUUUGCAAUUGUCUUUUUUGCAGAACAAUAGUGUGUGCAAGUUUAUGAGCAAUGGAACAUGCAGGUUCAAUCCAUUGUUUUUUUAUUUCUUACUUUAAUUAUAACUGCUUAUCUAUGCCAGAAUCAGUUUCAUAUAAGUUAUUUUGAAUGGUGAGCAUAUGCGUAAUUCCACAGCUCUCCGGUCUGACUUUUCCAGUAAGCCAUGAGAUCCCAUAUUGACAAAAUUUAAUCUCAUAUCAGCCAUUAAGAGGUUUUUUUUUUUUUUUCUGAUUCUAGCUUAUCUCUUAGUGAUAAAUUGUUCUUUGAAGAGUUUAUUUUUUCAAUAGAUAGUUGACGUUGGGAUGGACGCUUAGCUGAGUAAAGAACUCCAAGUUAUUGGUGGAAACAGCAAAUUUGGAACCAGACAUAGUUACCGUUCAAACUAUAGAAUAUCACUUGUGAGGAAGCCAUCAUGGCCGCAUGGCUAAUCGAGAAUGGAGUGCUAACUUCUGGCCAACAGCUGCAUCUUCCAGUGAGUACCUGAACAGGGCUGAUGUUCAUACUUUCUCAGGGAUCUCCACAAAUUCGUGGGUGUCCUCACUGCCCCUGUGAGACAGCCUCUGUACAGGAGAGGCCUCCAGCGAAUUGCAGCCAUCCCGGUGUCGUCAGUGACAUUGCUGAGAAGCCGCAUGCUCCAGAACUGGUUCUGUGCUCUUUGGUCAAUGCCUGAACGUGAAAUAGUCCAACUUGGGAUGUGUUUUUACUGGUAGUAGCUACAAAGUACGAUCCCAAGCGGGACUUGUGACAUUUUGGUGGUCAUGUUCUGUUUGGACAUAACCUCUGUGUAUUUCAUUUAUUUUCUUUUACCUGGCGAUCUCUGAGCAGGCUUCAGAUUUUGACAGUUCAUGAAAGAUGACAAGCAUUAAUGUAUGUGUGAAAAGCUUAGGGAAAUUCUGAGUGAAGUUUUAGUUAAAGUUGGUUGAACUUGGGAUUGACUGGGAGGCCAAAGAUUUAAAAAGCGGAAAAUUCUCUCAAAACACAAGUUGUGUGAUAAUAGUGUGUGCUUUGUGUGUGUGAAUGAGGAUUUGUAAAUGUUGAAUUCUAGGCUCCGACAAUCAUUGUCAGUGCAGAUCAGACUGCAAGUAUUUAUGUUUUAAAACUUAAAUUAUAAAGCUAGUUAAGUCUUUCUAACAACUAGUUUUAACGUUCAUGAGCACGUUUUACCUUUGUUACCUAUUGAAGAUGUUGGAAAAGAUGCAUCGCAAGCACAGGUGGAGGCUGGGAGCUGGUUUUGAGGAAGAGGCCUUUGUGGAGUCUUUCCUAUAGUAAAGGAAGGAAAACAGUGCAUUCUGGGACUAAACUAAGUUUUAAUUUGAGACUAGAAGUCAAAAACAAAAAUAUAAAGGAAAUUGAAACCUCGUUAAAUUGAUUUUUGAAGCAUUGAAAUGAAAUUGAGUGGGACUUUGAGGCCUUCUUCCAGAAAACAAGGACUUGGUUGCCAGGCCUAUAUUAGGCCUAAACCUUGGUGCCAUUGUUUACUUAAAUUGUUUCAAUGGAAAGUACAGUUUGGAGUUCUUCCAUUUGAAAACUGUGACUUUUGCAUGGGAUUGUUUGAAUCUUGUUUUCUAGUCUCUCUUCUCGUCACCAACUUCAUAGUCUGAAGGUAGAUUUUUCUCUUGAUAAAGGAACAAAAAAAGUGAACAUCUUAUUUGUAAAUUGAUAUCUAGUAACUAGUGUUAAACUUGAAAUGGUAGAAUUCUUUAAAGCCUAAUUUUUGGUAGCUUUAGAAAGAUGUAUCUUAAUUAUUUUUGGACCUGUAUUCACCUUGUUUUUUCAUAUAUCUUAAGUUAUAUUUUCUUUUCAGAGCUGCUUAUUUGGGGCUUUUUUUUUUUAAUUGAGGCGUAAUUCAUAAAAGAGGGUACAUUGUUUUGAUGAUAUUUUUACAACGUUGGCUGGAUGUCUUUAGUCUUCCAAGAAGGGCCAUUUUACUUUUAGAGUUACUUUACUUUUAAAGUCUUGAGGUAACACUUGGACCACUUUGCAUGUAAGCACUAAUGCGAAUUAAGACCCAAGUUGACCUCAAGCAGUUCACUCUAUGAAUGUUGACAGCAAAAAGAACACUUAGCCUGUUGGUAUACUGUUUCUUGG